This is a messenger RNA of Mobula hypostoma (lesser devil ray), 1038 nucleotides long. RefSeq names its product leucine-rich repeat-containing protein 72. The record is from RefSeq and is a predicted model, not a curated record. NCBI's taxonomy places the organism in Eukaryota, Metazoa, Chordata, Chondrichthyes, Myliobatiformes, Myliobatidae. Gene Ontology annotation, molecular function: protein binding.
AUGGAUCCCCAGCUACCAAGAUUUAGGGUCCAAAAUUUCGCGCCGAGUGAACUUACAUUGUGCAUUUUGGACACCUUUGGAAAUGCUCAGAGUACAGUAUUGUGGACAAAUAGCAUUGCACAAGGUAGUACAACCGGCCGAAUGCCACCGACAACACGCAGGAUCAACACUAUGUACCGGCCCCGAACCCGAGCCCGGAGUGCGACGUCACGUCGCCGAGCAACCGUUUCCAAACACAAGAUGGCGGCGGCAGAGGUUCUGGGAAAUCAAUUAAAACUCUACAAAAUCAGAAAGAAUAAUGAUGUAAUUGAACUUUAUCUGGCCAAAAAAAGACUAACAGAAGUUCCUGACUUGUCAAGAUUUAAACAGUUGAAAUACUUGUGGUUAAAUCACAACAAGAUUAAAAAGAUAAAUUCCUUGACAAUGAAUUAUUGCCUCAAAGAGCUAUACUUACAAAACAACCUGCUCACUGAUGUAACAGAUACUCUGAAACACUUGACAAACUUGGAGAUAUUGAUGCUACACAACAAUUGGCUUACUAAGUUGGAGAAGGUUGUAGCAGAAUUAAAGAAAUUGAUGUGGUUGCACACAUUAAAUCUAUUCAAUAAUCCUUUGACACAAGAUCGAGAUUAUCGUUUAUAUGUCAUCUACCAUCUACCUUCAGUGCAGCUGCUUGAUAGAAAAUACAUACUCCAGAAGGAACGGGAUGCGGCAUUCAGUUUCUGCAACCAAGACCGAAUGCGAAUCCAACGAUCUUUGGCAUUUGGGCAGAGGAUACAUACUCAAUUACUUAAACAGACAACACCAAAGAAAAAUAAUUAUACAUAUCCAGGUUGGAUGACACCAGUUCCUCACGAGAAAGGUAUUCUCAAGAAAAUGAAAAAAAAGAUUAGUGAAACUUCAAAAGAGAAGGCUGUUGAACUAGUAAGCAAAAAUUCAGAAAUGAAGUUUUCCACUUUUAACUGGAGCAAAGUGCCUAAUACACAGCAGAAGCAAGGAGAUGAAAAUUCUCAGAUAAUUACUACCAAAUUCAGAUAA